This is a messenger RNA of Paecilomyces variotii, 3254 nucleotides long. Its product is annotated as plasma membrane H+-ATPase Pma1. The coding region runs from base 173 to 3169 and encodes 998 amino acids. Gene Ontology annotation, cellular component: plasma membrane. The record is from RefSeq and is a predicted model, not a curated record. Gene Ontology annotation, biological process: proton export across plasma membrane; regulation of intracellular pH. The transcript has 6 exons. Lineage: Eukaryota; Fungi; Ascomycota; Eurotiomycetes; Eurotiales; Thermoascaceae. Gene Ontology annotation, molecular function: ATP hydrolysis activity; ATP binding; P-type proton-exporting transporter activity.
UGGAUGCUCACUUGUACUUUGUGAAGGCGGAAGCAGCCAAUCUGUUGGCAUCUUGUCCCGUGACAAACACAAGGCUUCGCACAUACAAAAGGAACGGUGAAAAUCACUCACACCCUGCCCUGUCUCACUCCGUUCUUUCAAGCUUCUAACUUCAGGUCCGUUCUUGCACACAAUGGCUCCUGCAAGUGAAGACGCGGAGAAUGGGGCAGUAGGUGCUGAGCGUCAGAGAUCUAUCGCGUUCGAAAAUGAUGGAUCCCUGGAUGAGUAUACCUCUUUAAACCGGUACAUCUCGACUUAUCGUGAUUCUCGCUAUGCAUCAUCAAGCCAUGAUGGAGCCAGUGACGUUGCACACGAUGAGUCUUCGAAGAAGCGUCGUUGGUUUACACCGUGGAGACGCAAGUCUGAUUCAGGAGACGAUGGAUUCAAAGUACCUGAUGAAUGGCUUCGGACUGAUCCGAAACUGGGUUUGAAUGCCCAUGAUAUUGAGCAGAGACGCAAAAAGACCGGCUGGAACGAAUUGACCGCCGAAAAGGAAAAUAUGUUCCUCAAGUUUCUCUCAUACUUCACUGGCCCUAUUCUCUAUGUUAUGGAAUUGGCGGUGUUCUUAGCAGCAGGCCUUCGCGACUGGGUUGACUUCGGAGUCAUCAUUGGGAUCCUCAUGCUCAAUGCGACUGUCGGCUGGUACCAAGAAAAGCAAGCUGCCGACGUCGUGGCCAGCCUCAAAGGGGAUAUUGCAAUGAGAGCACACGUAAUACGGGACGGAGUCGCGCAAGAAAUUCUCGCUAGGGAACUGGUUCCAGGAGACAUCGUUAUCCUCGAGGAAGGAUAUAUGGUUCCGGCCGACGUGCGUCUGAUAUCCGCUUAUGAUGAUCCGACGGGAUUCGAGAAAUAUCAAGAAAUGCAAAAUUCAGCGGCGUACGAUACGGAAGAGAAAGAUGUGCCUGAGAGCGGUGACGAGAACGAUCAUGGGCACCACACUGCUGAUGCCGUUUCCAUCGUGGCAGUCGAUCAAUCAGCGAUUACUGGGGAAUCCUUAGCUGUUGAUAAAUACAUGGGCGACGUCUGCUACUAUACGACUGGUUGCAAGCGGGGCAAGGCGUACGCCAUAGCCAUUACAAGUGCUCGAUCUUCCUUCGUGGGCAAGACUGCAGCGCUUGUCCAAAGUGCAAAGGACCAGGGACAUUUUAAAGCCAUUAUGAACCAAAUCGGAACAUCAUUGCUCGUGCUUGUGAUGUUCUGGAUCUUGGCCGCCUGGAUCGGCGGGUUCUAUCACCACCUCAAGAUUGCUACCCCGGAAAAGUCGUCUCAGAAUCUACUGCAUUUCGCCCUAAUAUUACUUAUCAUCGGAGUGCCCGUUGGACUUCCGGUUGUUACGACUACGACCUUGGCAGUUGGGGCAGCAUACCUCGCGAAGCAUAAAGCGAUUGUGCAGAAGUUGACUGCGAUAGAAAGUUUGGCGGGCGUGGAUGUUCUUUGCUCAGAUAAGACUGGCACCUUGACAGCGAACCAGCUUAGUGUGCGCGAACCAUAUGUAGCGGAAGGGGUGGACGUGAACUGGAUGAUGGCAGUCGCGGCCCUCGCGUCCUCACAUAAUAUUAAGAACCUGGACCCGAUUGAUAAAGUCACCAUUCUUACGCUCAAGCAGUAUCCAAAGGCAAGGGAAAUCUUGCAAAGAGGAUGGAAGACCGAGAAGUUCCGCCCGUUCGACCCAGUCUCCAAGAGAAUUACCUGCGAAUGCACUCUUGACGGAGUACACUACACGGCAGCUAAGGGAGCGCCGAAAGCGAUAUUAAGGCUAACCAAUAGCUCCGAGGCAGAAGCGAGGAUGUAUCAAGAUAAAGCUCGCGAAUUUGCACGACGCGGUUUUCGGUCUCUAGGGGUCGCUGUCCAGAAAGAAGGCGAAUCGUGGCAACUGCUUGGGAUGUAUCCGAUGUUCGAUCCUCCUCGUGAGGAUACUGCUCAUACUAUCGCCGAAGCUCAGAACCUGGGAAUCAGUGUGAAGAUGCUGACCGGAGAUGCAAUCGCCAUCGCAAAGGAAACAUGCAAGAUGCUGGCGUUAGGAACAAAGGUCUAUAAUUCCGAGAGACUGAUGCACGGAGGCCUGGCGGGCUCAGCACAGCACGACCUAGUAGAAAGGGCGGAUGGAUUUGCAGAAGUGUUUCCAGAACAUAAAUAUCAAGUGGUCGAAAUGCUUCAACGACGAGGCCAUCUAACCGCUAUGACUGGGGAUGGAGUGAAUGAUGCCCCAUCACUGAAGAAAGCAGAUUGCGGAAUCGCCGUCGAAGGAGCUACAGAGGCAGCUCAGGCAGCAGCAGAUAUCGUGCUUUUGGCACCGGGAUUAAGCACCAUUAUCGACGCGGUCAAGGUUGCACGACAGAUUUUUCAGCGGAUGAAGGCCUAUAUCCAAUAUCGUAUAGCGCUUUGCCUUCAUUUGGAGAUCUAUCUGGUUACUUCGAUGAUCAUCAUCGACGAGACUGUUGUCGUGGACCUGGUGGUAUUCCUGGCACUCUUCGCCGACCUUGCCACAAUCGCUGUUGCUUAUGAUAAGGCAUACUCUGACCUUCGACCGGUAGAAUGGCAAUUACCAAAAAUAUGGGUUGUCAGCAUCGUGUUAGGGAUCCUCCUUGCUCUCGGAACCUGGGUCAUUCGGGGAACGCUAUUCUUACCCAACGGUGGUAUCAUCCAGAAUUUUGGCUCCGUGCAAGAGAUUCUUUUCCUGGAAAUCUCCUUGACAGAAAACUGGCUGAUAUUCGUGACCCGUGGAGGAAAGACGUGGCCAUCAUGGCAGCUAGUUGGUGCUAUCCUGGGCGUGGAUGUCAUUGCGACGAUAUUCUGCCUAUUCGGCUGGUUAUCAGGUCCUGGAGAAGUCAGUGAUCCUGAUUCGCACGCAAAGUUCAGAGCGGACGGUUGGGUGGAUAUCGUGACAGUCGUCGUGAUUUGGGCAUAUUCGAUCGGUGUCACGAUCAUAAUUGCCAUGGUGUACUACGUUCUCACGGCCAUUCCUUGGUUGGAUAAUCUGGGUCGACAGAGCAGAAGCAAAUCAGACACGAAGAUCGAGAACAUCAUCGGGCACCUGUCGAAGCUUGCGAUCGAACACGAACUAGACCAUCAAGGUAAGGAUCGCUACCAUCUGACGACGAAGACUACGUUGGAGGAAGAUGAGGAGUGAUCGAAUCUGCCAAGGGUCGCGGUUAGCAUACAGUAUGAAAGAAGAAAAAAAGCCGAGGUACGGACCGGUUGAUAUGCGUCCAGGA